Messenger RNA from Closterium sp. Yama58-4, 609 nucleotides. NCBI's taxonomy places the organism in Eukaryota, Viridiplantae, Streptophyta, Zygnematophyceae, Desmidiales, Closteriaceae. The record is from the annotation of a GenBank genome assembly.
AUGAUACAUGACUUGGUCCUCCAUGGAUCUGCUAGUGCCACUUUUGUUAACAUUUUUUCUCAAACCUUCCCUUCAAUUGGCAGGUCUUCUUCUCAACGCUGUGUGGUCUACCGAGAGAAUUUACCUGGAUGCUUUGAAGAUAAUGCUUACCACCAAGUCCCUUCAAAGUUUUCAAGCUUUGAAAUUCAAGGCAGCUCACUAAUCAAGCUCUUCAACAGCCACUUCCCUGUCAAGACACUCAGCAAUGAAGCAUUCCAACAUCCAAGGCCACAAGAUACCUCACCACUUCAGCCCUUCAACAACCAUCUCCCCUCAAGAUUUUCAACAUAUAAACAUUCUAACACCCAAGGCCCCCAAGAUGCCUCACUACGCCCUUUCAACAGCCUCUUGCCCCUCAAGACCUUCAACAAUUGGCAUUACAUCCCAAGAUCCAAGGCCACCAAGUUACGUCACCUCUUGAGUCCUCUAACGGCCAUUCGUCCCUCAAGAUGUUUAACAAGUCAAGCAUCUCAGCAUUCAAGGUCACCAAGGUAUUUCAGCAAUGGAGAUUUUCGACCAACAGUUUCCACUCAAGGCGCUCACCAUCCUCUUUACGAAGGUGCCCCAUGA